AUCCAAAACAUGCUGGCGCAAAGAUAGUUUGUAGGCCACGUCUACUGCGGUAUUUGAAUAUCUACAAUUGGUGCCGUCUGACUACAUCCCUGUCAGUAAGAUGAAGUUCAGUAGGUUGUAAAUGUGGCGAGGGGGGCGGAUACAGUGGGACUCUCCUCUGCUGUCCUGCGGUAACAUUGUUGUGGAACGACGUCACAGCUCGAAAAUGAAGGCGCAGAGGCAGCCAUUACUGGAGCUUCUCUAAUUAUUUUAUUCCAAAUAAGUACUCGUGAAAAACUCCCAUGGCAAGAGCUACAAGUCAGCUGUAUGAUGUUGUGCCCAUUCAGCCCAGCUGUGUCAUCUGUUCCUGCUCGCAUCCAUCAAUGGUAAGAAACCACCCUGACUCCUGCUCGCCACUUGCUAUCCCAGGCGCAAGCAGUAGCCACUGUCCCAGCAUGGAGGGCUCAGCCUCAGAGGCACGUGGCGUAGGGGUGUCUGCCAGCAGCCAGGUCUCAGACCUCCGCACACAGCCAGCUGUACAGGCGCCUCAGCCACGCAAGAAGAAGCCAGAAGACUUCAAGUUUGGCAAGAUACUGGGAGAGGGCUCCUUCUCAACGGUUGUGCUGGCAAGAGAGCAGGUAACAGGAAAAGAAUAUGCCAUUAAGAUUUUAGAGAAGCGCCAUAUUAUGAAGGAGAACAAAGCCCAGUAUGUGAAAAGAGAAAGGGAUUUGAUGUCAAAUCUAGAUCACCCCUUCUUCAUCAAGCUCUACUUCACAUUUCAAGAUGAUGAGAAGUUGUAUUUUGGUCUCAGCUACGCUAAGAACGGAGAGCUUCUGAAAUACAUUCGCAAAAUUGGUUCGUUUGAUGAGACCUGUACUAGAUUCUACUCAGCUGAAAUAGUUUGUGCUCUAGAAUACUUACACAAUAAAGGGAUAAUACACAGAGAUCUGAAACCGGAGAAUAUUCUUCUGAGUGAGGAGAUGCACAUCCAAAUAACAGAUUUUGGGACAGCAAAACAGUUAUCAUCAGACAGUAAACAAGCGAGAGCAAACUCCUUUGUUGGAACAGCACAGUAUGUGUCUCCAGAGUUGCUAACAGAGAAAUCAGCGUGCAAGAGCUCUGACCUCUGGGCCUUGGGUUGUAUUAUCUAUCAGCUGGUAGCUGGUUUACCACCUUUCAGAGCUGGAAAUGAGUACUUAAUUUUCCAGAAGAUAAUAAAGCUGGAGUAUGAAUUCCCAGAGAAAUUCUUCCCCAAAGCCAAGGAUCUUGUCAAACAGCUUUUGUCACUGGACCCUUCUAAGCGGCUUGGAUGCGAGGAGCUGGGAGGUUUUGACCCUUUAAAGCAGCACCCAUUCUUUGAUAGCAUCUCCUGGAGUGAUCUACACCUACAGACACCCCCCAAGCUCACCCCCUAUCUCCCAGCAAUGUCUGAGGAUGAUGAGGACUGCUAUGGAAAUUAUGAUGACCUCCUAAGCCAGUUCAGCAACAUGCAGGUGGCCCAGUCCAGCUCAUCGCACUCCCUGUCACCACACGAAUCCACACCCCCACAGAGGUCCAGCAGCAACAUUGAGCAGUACAUCCAUGACCUGGAUAAUAACUCCUUUGAGCUGGACCUUCAGUUCACUGAAGAGGAGAAGCAGUUAUUGCUGGACAAACAGACCACAGGAAACCCCUGGCACCAGUUUGUGGAAAAUAACCUGAUUUUGAAAAUGGGUCCAGUGGAUAAACGAAAGGGUCUGUUUGCUCGACGGAGACAGCUGCUUCUCACUGAAGGACCACACCUGUACUAUGUGGAUCCUGUCAACAAGGUUUUGAAAGGGGAGAUUCCUUGGUCCCUAGAGCUACGCCCUGAGGCCAAGAACUUCAAAACUUUCUUUGUUCACACGCCUAACCGAACAUACUAUUUGAUGGACCCCAGCGGAAAUGCUGACAGAUGGUGCAAGAAGAUUCAGGAAGUGUGGAGAAAGAUAUAUCAAAGGCACCAAAACCCUGGUCUAUAGGAGCACCGUGUCUCCUGUAGCCACUCCUCUCUAGCUCUGAGGCCAAUCACCGAGCAGAGUAACACCCUCCUUAGUGCCCUUCAUCACCGCAAUGUAAACAAACUCUUAGAGACGCUGGCAUCUAGACCUUGUUUGAUUUCCUGAGUAGAACCAUGGGAAAAAUACAACUUUGGAUUCAGGGUU
Messenger RNA from Monopterus albus (swamp eel), 2162 nucleotides. It is a transcript of the gene pdpk1b, whose product is annotated as 3-phosphoinositide dependent protein kinase 1b. Gene Ontology annotation, molecular function: ATP binding; protein serine/threonine kinase activity. The record is from RefSeq and is a predicted model, not a curated record. NCBI's taxonomy places the organism in Eukaryota, Metazoa, Chordata, Actinopteri, Synbranchiformes, Synbranchidae. The coding region runs from base 282 to 1979 and encodes 565 amino acids. Gene Ontology annotation, biological process: intracellular signal transduction; peptidyl-serine phosphorylation. The transcript is spliced from 14 exons.